AUGGCUGCUCCAAUUCAAAUAUGGGCUAAGCAGGUGCGGGCAAAGGUCUGGGACUUCACACUGAUGGCGGCGGAUGAUAGUGCAGUGCGUCUAAAUAAGCUUUUGUCGCGAGUGUUACAAGUUCCCGUGUCGUUCCCUGAUAUUGACGGUGGUUACCACCUUCUCUACAAUAACCAGCCCAACUUGCAAUUGGGGGCCGAUGGGUACGAUAACUAUCAGGCUCCUGUCCACGUCGACACGGGAGACCUGAUAUUCAGCAGACGGAUGUGGGUAAAGGGCCUGAUGAUGUUUUACCGUCCUGUUGCACCCAACCAGUUUUUGCAUUCACAAGAAGUUGUUUCGCACACUAGGCACAUUGGUGAUCAAAUGUUUGUGACCAUCGAGAGGCGGUUCUCGCACAAGCACCAGUCCCCUGAACCGGCAGUUGUGGAGUCGAGGACGUUGAUGUACACAAAUUCACGAUUCAAGCCCCACACACCCAGCCUGAGUCGAAUUAUGCCAGAGUACUCUCACCAUUUGCAAAUCUCGAGCACAGACAUUAUGCAAUAUAGUUGUUUGACGAGCAACUUGCACAAGAUCCACUACGACAAAAACUACUGCCAAAUAGAAGGGCUUAGAGACGUAAUUGUUCAGGGCCCGUUCAUGGUGACGCUCGCAGUUGCAUGGUUCCGUACUGUUUUCCCGCACCUCCGGCCGGUGCAGAUCUCCUACAAGAACGCUGGGCCGGUGUACGCCCACGAGCGGUGCGAGCUUCUUUUAAAGCGGGCGUCCACAAAUGCAAAUAUGUUUGUGGUUGAGAUUGUAGGGGCCGGAAAGGACGUUCGACUCGCCGGUGAGUUGGUGUGCGAUAGUGAGGUUUAG
Yamadazyma tenuis ATCC 10573 is the source of this 861-nucleotide messenger RNA. Its product is annotated as hydroxyacyl-thioester dehydratase. Gene Ontology annotation, molecular function: (3R)-hydroxyacyl-[acyl-carrier-protein] dehydratase activity. Lineage: Eukaryota; Fungi; Ascomycota; Pichiomycetes; Serinales; Debaryomycetaceae. The record is from RefSeq and is a predicted model, not a curated record. Gene Ontology annotation, cellular component: mitochondrion.